UGACACUGGCUGUCUGUUGCAUGGUGCAUGUACUGUAUGUGUGUUGUGUGUACGUAUAUAAAAUCUUGCUGUACAGGCUGUAGUAUCAGUAGUAGCAAUAGGAUAAUAUGAGGACUGCUGCCGUAUGGGGCCUGCUGGCUCUACUGUGUCAGCACACACUGGUUAGCAGCCACAUACUGGGAAGGGCUACUUCAACCAGUGACCUUGCUCAGCUCAAGUCUUUACUGGAGCGCUUUGAGGACAAGCUGGCCGAAGCAGCCCAGGAGGAGGAUUCUGAAGCUGAUUAUGAAGAGACAAACCAAGAGUCUGAGCACAGCCAGGUCAGUCGAGGAUGGAGCCAGGAGGAGGAACAAGAAUAUCUGUCAGAAAAACCACCAGCAGAAGGCCACAGCAAGCCCACAAGUCAGAGGAGCCAUCUGCAGGACCUUCUGAUGACCACGAGGAAACGGGCCUCAAGUUGCUUUGGAGCCCGAAUGGACCGAAUAGGAAACGCCAGUGGUCUGGGAUGCAAUGGUGGAAAAGGGUAGACUGCCAUUUACACUGGAUACAUGUUGGAUUAUGUUUCUAUCUUCAAAUGAAGACGCAGCCAAAACAAUUGAUGAUUUUACAUUAUUGACCAUUCAGUUGUUUGUUUUGUGUGUUUUUCUGUAACAUAAACUCAAUAAAAUAAACCGUCACACAA
Messenger RNA from Hippoglossus stenolepis (Pacific halibut), 682 nucleotides. RefSeq names its product natriuretic peptide A (gene nppa). Gene Ontology annotation, cellular component: cytoplasm; extracellular region; nucleus. The coding region runs from base 108 to 527 and encodes 139 amino acids. The transcript has 3 exons. Gene Ontology annotation, biological process: neuropeptide signaling pathway; receptor guanylyl cyclase signaling pathway; negative regulation of systemic arterial blood pressure. NCBI's taxonomy places the organism in Eukaryota, Metazoa, Chordata, Actinopteri, Pleuronectiformes, Pleuronectidae. Gene Ontology annotation, molecular function: hormone receptor binding; hormone activity. The record is from RefSeq and is a predicted model, not a curated record.